This is a messenger RNA of Rhinolophus ferrumequinum (greater horseshoe bat), 6266 nucleotides long. It is a transcript of the gene REM2, whose product is annotated as RRAD and GEM like GTPase 2. Bases 4456 to 5463 code for a protein of 335 amino acids. Lineage: Eukaryota; Metazoa; Chordata; Mammalia; Chiroptera; Rhinolophidae. Gene Ontology annotation, cellular component: plasma membrane. The transcript has 5 exons. Gene Ontology annotation, molecular function: GTPase activity; calcium channel regulator activity; GTP binding. The record is from RefSeq and is a predicted model, not a curated record.
CUUAUUUUUUCAUGUACAACAAUUUCCUUUAUUCAAAUACAGUCAUGUCAUCUUCUGGAACAUCAUCAUAACCUACUAAAUGUGCCCGUCUCACUGACGACCUUAACGGGGGCUUAUUUUCGGGGUAGGUCUUAUUUUUGGGGAAACACGGUAUGAAAGCCUUUGCUCUGCCCUCCACCUCCUGCCUUCGUCCUAUUUACCUCCUAACCUCACGUCCUUGAUAUUUAUACCACUUAGUGGGUAAGAAAAUUCUAGGGACCCUAAGUACCAGCCCUCCACCUCCACUCACCGCCUGGGGCCCAGAUCUACAGUGACCGACACCAGGGUGAGCUCCAAGCCUCCAUUCACUGCCAGGCUGGAAAUCUGGUGAGCCAGCUGGGCCCUGUAGCCAGGAAGGUUCCCAUUUGUGUUUUCCCAGAGCAGAUUGGCCCAGGUAGAACAUGGGAGCCAUGACUCCUGCCCUCUCCCCUGAACCCCUGCCAGGUACGUACAGUCUGUCCGAGGCAAGACAGAUGAACUUUCAGCCAGGAUGCCUCAAAGCAGGCAAAGAUUGAGAGCAAAACCAGAAACGUUUGGGGGGUGGCAUCACCUUGCCCAAAUCAAAGAGGUCUUCCUAGAUGAGGGCCCAAAAUCGAUGCUAAAGAAUGCUGUCAGUAGUUGGAAUAGAGUUGUGAGUUCUAGGCAGGGUGGCAGUCGAUAGUACAAGCAAACUAAGCAGACAUGAGGACCAGGGCUAGAGGCUGGACCCUGGACCUCAGAAAAGGCGCAGCAGCACUAGCAGAGACCAGAGCCGAAUCGCUGGAGGUGAUGGAGGAGGACAUGGUCUGAGAAAUGUGGGGACCUAGCCUGGGGUAAGCAUGGUGACAGAGUUGUCCCAGAGUCUGAAAUGAAAAUCAGGACAAAGGAUAUAGAAGGAGCCUGUGGCGUAAGGAGCAGAGUGGAGGCAUCCCUGACAGAACCAGCCCCCCACGGACCCUACCCUGCCCAGAAAUGGCUCCCCCUUACCCUUCCUGCCUGGCCUAUCCCCACCUCUCUGAUGGAUGGGCCCUGUUGGUUACACCCUGUCAGCAUCUUCACACCCAGCACUACUUGCAUAAUGCUUCCUCUUUCCCAGUGAGCAAGAGUCUAGGGAAGUGGCAGAAAGGGGAUGUAGUGUAAUCUUAGGACCCUGGCAUCUUCGCUCUGGGGAAGACCCAAGCUCCUUUCACUCCAGAACCUCUCCAGAGAUUGGGGGAGAGGCUCCAGCGAUUCUCUGUCUUGCUUACUGUCCCUUUGGGCCUUCCCAAAUGCAAACAAUGCCUGGAGCCCACCAAUGUUAGGCCCAGUGAAAACAGUGAAGCAAGGAAUGUUACUUCCCCUCCCACGCCUCCAUCACUGGUCUUCGCCCUCUCCCUGCUCCUGUCUUCCCCUACAGCCACUUCCAAAACCUUCAGCCCAAUAUCCUCAUCUCUUGUCCUGCUCCAGGCUUUUUACCUCCUCGGGGUAUCUGAAACUUGGACAACGAUUAAGGGAAAAGAAUGCAGCUCCUGCUGGAAUGCCUCAGAACACUGGAGGAAGGCCUAUGCAUACAGACAGAUUCAUGGGCCUGGAAAAUGCUUCUCCAGGUGCUGGCUGUGUGCUCCAGGAGGUGCAAGCAGUAGCUAUUUUUGUCAGCAACAGUGAAACCCCCAGUUGGCGGGGAAUAGGGGAUUGACCUUGUACAGGCAGUAUGGGGAAACUAAGUCAGAGGAUCCUAUGGGAAGAGAGGGGGGCAUUGGGGAGCACUCACCCAAGUUUUGUUAGGAAAAAGAAAGCAACUACAAAUCCUCCCAUGAUAGCACUAUCCAAGGUACCCAGUAUCGGAUGUGGUAGGAUGGAGGUGUCCUCAGUUUGAGGGAGAUCAGGCUGGGAAUCAGAUAACAGCGGAAUUCAGUCCUUAGGGAGCGGAAUCUGGGCUUGAACCUAGCUCCAGGCCCCACAGGGAGGGAACAGGGACCCCCAGCCACACAGCCAGAGACCAAAUUGGGAGCAGCAAAUUGUUGGGCACAGCUGAAUGCCAGAUCCUUUAUUCUGUGUGGCUGACCCUCAUGACAGGGCUGCGCCAUGGGCAUCAUAACCCCAAUUCACAGGUUUAGAAGCAACAUCAGAGGAAUUAUAAGACUAGCUCAGUCUCUACAAACGCAGAUUUAAAACAUGGAUUGGUUUGCUUCCAAAUCUCACCUUUGUCCCACUAUCUGACAGGACCUCCCAUUCCCGAGGGAGUUUGGAUAUGGGCAAGUGCACAGCCUCUUAUUAGUGUGAUGAGAGGAAGAGUGGUUCAAGGGGAGACCCAACCUGCUCCUGUGGCCUAAAGCUGGCUUGGGGGCAGGCAGAAGUCAUGGUCACGAAUCUUGCUGGGGCAGCCAGUCAGCUCAGUUGGUUAGAGUGUGGUGUUCUUAACAACAAGGUUGCCAGUUCGGUCCCCAUAUGGGCUACUGUGAGCUGCGCCCUCCACCACUAGAUUGAAACAACUACUUGACUUGAUGCUGAUGAGUCCUGAAAAACGCACUUAAAAUAAACAUUUUUUAAAAAAAGAAUUUUUGCCAGCUUCUACAGCCCCUCACUCACUCUUAUCUGACAUAAUAGAAAUGAAUCCAGCCACUUAAGUGAGUUUUCCAGAUACAUCAAGCUCACCCCUUUAUAAUUUAAAACUUUUCUAAAAACCCAUUUUGGAAGGAAAUCAUUCUAGAACAUUACAUUCAUCUUCAGCACAUCUGCAAUAUAAUAUAAAUUUUGAGAGGUAGCUGAGGAAUCAUUCAUAAAAACCAAUGGCUCCUCUGCAGCAAUGUUUUCAGAAUCUGUAACAGUAUCAGGGGGCUGUUUAUGCCAAAUGACUUCAGACCACUAUUUAGAUGCUUAUGACUGCUUUAAAAGUGUUUUGUAGUUUUGCUUCUCUCACUACCAGGCCAUCGGGUCACUUGCUGCUCUAGAUAUGCUUCUGAUCUAUGAGUACAGAACACACAUGGACACAUUAAAAUUGUGAAUAAAGUAAGGAUAAGUAGGCUGUGAUUGAGGACUGGAGAGUCCAUCCAAUGAGUAAAACACAUGCGUAGUGUAGCUGUUCAGGAGUCCUUUCUGCUCCCUCUAGACCCUACAAUGUUGCCCUGCAGUUGACCUCCAGAUAAAGGAACUGUCACUGCAUGUUAGUCCCAAGAUUACCAUUUGCCUCUUCCAUGGGAAAAGUCCACUGAAGAUUGCAAUAAGGAUUGUUCCCCGUAAUAGGAGACAAUAGGAAUAUUAAGGAAGGCAGCAUACGGCUAGAGAUGAAAAACAAUCUCUGGCAGUGGAAAGAACUGGGUGGGAAUCCUGGCGUCCCCACAUUCCAGCUGCACAAUUGAUUUGUGGACAGGCCACCCACCUACUACUAUGAGCCUUAGAGUCAUGAGGAUGAAAAGAGAUAAUGUAGGGAGGUCCUUAGCCCAUCACCUGGCAAAAGUCAGGUCAGAAAGGGCCAGGAAAUUGGAAUGUGGGUGCUUGCGGGUGUCAGGAAGGAAGACAAGUGGAAGCCUGAAGGGAAAGGGACCCGGGCAGAAAAGAAGCAGUAAAGGAAACGUGCCAUCCUGGCUUUGCACAAAGAGGUGGACAUUGUGUGUCUGCCUUGUGUAGACCAGAAGGCCUGGCGGUGCCCCAGAGUGCUACAGGUGGUGGGGUGGGCUGGCACUCCCCACCCGCACCUUGGGGCUGGGAACUUCUAGAGGACUAGUCUCUCCCUUUUUUCCUGCUCUGAUUAGCACCAGGUGGGUGGGCCUGGCAGGGAGGGGGGGAGAAAGGAAGGCCCCACAGUUGUUCGCACCCACCUUAACCUAGUGACCAAAUGAAGCUGCCCAAACAAAGCAGCCAUCUGUCUAGGGGCCAGGCUAGGAAAUGGUUACUUUCCUGGGUCUUAGCCCAGGAGGGAGGGGUGGUUGGGGGAAGGAGAGAAUGGCAGGGAAGCGAGGUGACAGGGAGGCUGCCCCCUGUCCCUGCAUGUCUUUUGGUUUCUGCCUCCAGCCCCUCCAUUCAGCCAUAGAGUGAACGCGGGGCUGGGGGCUGAUAACAGAAACAAAUGAGGUAUAGUCCUGGAUCCUGGAGCAAGACCUCCGGGUCCCUGGGUCCCUGCCUCCUGCCGCCCUCAGCUCCCUUUCCCACCAACCCCUUGCCCUACUUCUCUGAACCCGCGUCUCUCUUCUGCUCUCAGACUUUGUUCUGUUCGUGUCUUCCCCAUACUCCGCAGUGUGUGCUCCCAGAGGGAAGCGAAGCGGGCCGGGGGCAGAAAAGAGGGAAUCCCGCUGACAUCACUGCUUAUUAGCAUGUGUGACCUCAUCAGGGGGCGGGACGAUUUCCCCAGGUGUCUGGGGGGGCUUGUAGGGGGUGGUAUUUAAAGGGAAAAGCUGACAGUGCUGCUGAGUGAGGGAGCGGGUGCUGCGAGUCGCGGGCUGCACCCCCACACGCACGCCGAUGCAUACGGACAUGGACGCGGACACGGAAACCACCGCACUCUGCCCCUCCGGCAGCCACCAGGCCUCCCCCCCAGGGACGCCCACACCAGCGGAUGCCACAGUGCUGAAGAAGCCAGAGAAACUGUUGGCAGGCUUGGACCGGGGCGGGCCACCCCCCGCCCAAGGGGCCCCCAGACGAAGAGGCAGUAUGCCUGUCCCCUACAAGCAUCAGCUGCGGCGGGCCCAGGCUGUGGAUGAACUUGACUGGCCACCUCAAGCCUUAUCCUCUGGCUCCUCUGACUCCUUGGGCUCAGGGGAGGCAGCCUCCACCAAAAGUGAUGGCAUCUUCAAGGUCAUGCUGGUGGGGGAGAGCGGCGUGGGCAAAAGCACCCUAGCAGGCACUUUCGGUGGUCUCCAGGGAGACAGUGCUCAUGAGCCGGAGAACCCAGAAGAUACCUAUGAGAGACGCAUCAUUGUGGAUAAAGAGGAAGUGACUCUAAUUGUUUAUGACAUCUGGGAACAGGGGGAUGCAGGGGGGUGGCUGCGGGACCACUGCCUUCAGACCGGGGAUGCCUUUCUCAUCGUCUUCUCAGUCACGGACAGACGAAGUUUCUCCAAAGUUCCAGAAACCCUACUUCGGCUCCGGGCUGGGAGGCCCCACCAUGACCUGCCUGUCAUCCUUGUUGGAAACAAGAGUGACCUGGCCCGCUCCCGGGAGGUCUCACUAGAGGAGGGCCGCCACCUGGCAGGGACACUGAGCUGCAAGCACAUCGAGACGUCGGCUGCACUGCACCACAACACGCAGGAGCUGUUCGAGGGCACAGUGCGCCAGAUCAGGCUGCGGCGGGGCCGGAGCCGCGCGGGGGGCCAGCUGUCAGAAUGGGGCGGCCCGGAGGGCCCCGCGCCACCCGCGCGCCGGGAGAGCCUCACCAAGAAGGCCAAGCGCUUCCUUGCUAACCUGGUGCCACGCAACGCCAAGUUCUUCAAGCAGCGCUCCAGGUCGUGUCAUGACCUCUCCGUGCUCUGAGCCACGGUCGCCAUGGUCACCGCGGUCGCCAUGGUCACCAAUCACCACUCUCUCCGCUCGCCCCCUUAGCCCCGCCCCAUCCCCGUCCGGCUUCCUUCGUGAAGACCGUCUAGGAAACCAAAAACUCCCAGGGGCACGCCCUUUUGCGACCGCGGCGGUCAUCCCACACCCGCGCCUCCACGCGUUCUCUGUAUAACCCCCGACCCCAGGGCGCCUAGGAGGCAGGAUGCAGACCCAAGGGUGGGCACGCCGCGGCCGGUGGGAGGGGCGGGUUCCGGCAGGCAGGAAGGAAAAUCGUUCUGCAAGGUAUUUUGUUUUUUAUUACUUCGCGCUUGACCACCUCUCCUGUAAAGAGAUCCUAAAAAACGAGAACUGAAAAAGUGCUUUGUAGACUCCUUUACAGGGUUUUCCACCUUUGUACUGUGCGCGAAUAUGCCUCACCUUUAAGAGAUUCUUAAAGGUAAAGACACGGAGACCCUUCUUGGAGACUUCCUAAAAUGUUCUGGCUCUUAUCUGCUGCACUUGUCCACUUUGCCUUUAAGAAGUUCUUAAAGGCAAGAGCCUGGAAGUGCAAUUCUUGAGAAUUGAUUCUAUGAUUAAAUCGUUAUACCACGGCACUUCCCCUUUAAGGCUAUUAAAGGUAAGGUGUGGACAGACUUUUGCCUUCAGAUGCCAGCGUGAGGAGCUGAGGGGGUAGUAACCCUCCUUUAGCCAGGGCCCAGGAGGCCCUAGCUAGGGGCCACCCUUCCCUUUUCAAUAAAGGAUUUUUCUACUGCACUUAUUCACUUUGACUCUGUUCUCAA